Molecule: messenger RNA, 455 nt
Organism: Paramecium pentaurelia
Lineage: Eukaryota; Ciliophora; Oligohymenophorea; Peniculida; Parameciidae
Source: the annotation of a GenBank genome assembly
AUGAUCAAUAAUUUUAUUAUAAGAUAAUUGUUCAACCUGGUUCUUGACAAUAUAAUGGAUAACUAAAAUGUACCAAAUUCAAAAAAAGCAUCUAUAGAUCAAAAUGAUAUAAUUAAAAAUGGUUUCAAUCUGAUGAAAAAAUAAAAUAGGAAAUAUAUGAAGGUGUCUUUGUAGACUAAAUAGUAGCUUCACUUAAUGGUUUAUUAACAAGGAAAAAAAAUAAAAGAAGUAAAUGAUUUAGAUUUAAUGAUUUAUAGGCUGCAAAAAUUCUUGGUAUAAAGUAUGCAACAGCAAAAACAAUAGUAUUUCACAAAAGACAAAAGAGGAAGGCAAGAGGGAAAUGUGGUAUAAAAAUGUGUGGUUAUACAAAAAAGAUGGGAAAUAGAGUUUCUUAUUUUCAGAUCAUUUCUAUAACUGGUAUUGUUACAAAGUAUAGUAUGGAGUAUAUGAUGUGA